CCAACGCCGCGAAUGCAUUCACUCGCUCUGACUGGCAUGAUAUAGGGCCUACACCCAGGUCAUGUAAAUUUCUAGUCUUCAAUCGAGCUUAUGGGAAUAAGAUAACAAAUACAAAAUGUCCCCCGUUGGGAUUCAACCUUAGCGCAUCGUCGCAUUAGCUAGAAGCAGUGAAUAAGUACUUGUUACCAAUAAAUCUCCGUGGUUCCGCCUCAACAUAUUGCACCAUAUACAACAAUAACGACGACUUAAAUACAUAUCAAUCGAUUGAUAAAAUAAUAAUGUUACGUUUGCUACGUCGACUCGCGCGCACCAUCGCGGCUAAGGUGCGGAAAAUAGAGAUGAUAAUGUUUAAUGCAUCGAUGCGGAGGAGGGGCACGAUACACUCGGUGUGCGACCGGGGCACGCUGGGGCACGCGGCGCGCAGGCGCGGGACCAUACACUCCAUAUGCGAGGUGCUGUCGAUGAGCGAUGAGCUUCGCCGCGCGCUAUACUCGUCGGGCGCCUCCAUCGACAUGGAGUUCUCGCCGCCCGACCUCAUCGGCACCUCGGAGGUAUUCACCAUGGAACACAGAGAGAAGUUGUGCUCGGUGUUGCCGGCGCGCGCGCAGGGCUACAUGUGGUCGCUGACGUUCAGCACGAGUCAGCACGGGUUCUCGCUCGCCUCCAUGUACCGCAAGAUGCAGCGCGUCGACAGCCCCGUACUGCUCGUCAUACAAGACACAGACAACAAUGUGUUCGGCGCCCUGACGUCGACGGCUCUGCACCCGUCGGAGCACUUCUACGGCACCGGCGAGUCGCUGCUGUUCUCGUUCCAGCCCGUGGAGGACACGCGCCGGGCCUCGCAGCCCGCCGACACCGACAAGGAAGACAACAAGGAUGACAAGGAUGAUCAAGUAGCGCCCGUAAAAACUAAGUUCAAGUACUGGGGCUGGACUGGCGAUAACAUGUACUUCAUUCGCGGCAGCAACGAUAACAUCUCGAUCGGCGCCGGCGACGGCAAGUUCGGGCUGUGGCUGGACGGCGACCUGUACCUGGGCCGCACGCAGCGCUGCAAGACGUACGGCAACGAGCCGCUGACGACGCGCGAGGACUUCAUCGUCAAGAUCAUGGAGUGCUGGACCUUCAUCUGAGCGCCGCGCCCUCUGCUCGAGCCGGGCCGCAGCCACGCUGCCCUCCCACGCAUAGCGCUACACUACUCUACUUUCAAAUCAACAAAUAAGCUUUAGAUUAUCUUAUGAAAUUUGCUACGAAGAUUUGACACUUUUACAAGUCAGUCUUUUCGACUUUAGUAUCGAUGAGUCUGAAAACGAUUUUGUACUCGCAUUGUGACUCGAAACGUAGAGCGGCGCAGACCGACCUCGAUCGGCCGUCUGAAGACAAUAUUAUUAACGUCUACGCGCAUUUCUAGUCAAAUGUACUGAAACCUGACCAAUGUUUUCAUCCACUCCGAAUUUAGAGGCGUGUUCGGAUACGAGUGCGGAGCCGGAGCAUUCAUCCUAGUCAAUUGUCAUUUGUGUGUAAGUUACGGAGGCGUCUGGACGGGCCCGGCCGCCGGCGGGCGGGGCGACGUGCCCCACGCCGAUAAUUAUUACGUGUCAAUUCAUACAAUUAAUAUUGUGCAUUGUUGUUAAGGAAAUUAAAGGCAUAUUUGUAACUAUAAAAAUCUGUAUGUUAUGUAGAACUUUAUAUAUUAACGAAUCAAUCAUUACAUACCUACUAUAUGUUUAGCGCCGACUAAAGGCGCGUCCACUAGUGUCCAGUAUCGAGCAAUGUAACACGCAUUAAUUUUAUGAAAGUGAUUCUUGUUCAAAUUGAUUGAUUACUCGCUUCGGAGGUAUUUGGUGGUGUUUGGCAAAGCGAAAGCUAUAACGAAUCUUGCCAAGGAGCCGAGAGCCUCGAGCCGCUCGCGUGAAGCCCGCGCAGGAUCGGUGACACUGUCAGUAUAAAUAUUUUAUUUAUUAAUAUUUUGUGUAGAUUUUGUAUGUUAUGUUGUCGUGUCUGAUUGUAUUGAGUCAUAAUAUUAAGUUAGUGAGCAUAAUUAUGUUACACUUGUACUGUGAUUUGAUUAUUAUGGUUGCAUUUUUUCACUUAUUGGAGCGUUGUCACUGAUUAUUACCUACAUACCAUGAUGUGCUGAUCGCAGUUUAGUGAAUAUCUAACAUAUCCUUAUCAUCCAUGUCAUUGAUGUCAUACCUAAAUGUUAACGAUAGCCUACGGGAUACGAACACGCAAUCAAAUAGUUUUCAAGAAACCAUAGAUUAUUUUCGUGAUGUGACGCUUCAGUACAGAGAUGAGUAGCCAAUAUAUGAAUAUUAUUAAUUAAAUAAAUAGUAAAAAAAAACUAAAAUAGUUAUCUUAGAAUGCUUGAUGAAUGUAAUCGUCAUUGUGCUUAGUAAUCGUUAGCAUGAUGUUACUCAGAUCUAUCUGGUCGUAUAACAUAUUAUGUAUCGUGUGGUGUGAGCUCGCGCGCCAGCACCGCGCCGCGCGCUUCUCACCGCUGUGGCCAGUAUAGUGGCGUUGUUUAUUAUUUUUGUUCGUGUACUGUAUAUACAACAUAUUCUUAUAUGAGAUUAGAUGAGAUAUAAUAUAUAUAUAUUUUUGUGACAGGCCACGCGAAAUAACUAUUGUUUAUAUCGAUGGUAGAAGUACAAGUACCAAAAAUUGUCCCAGGUGUUGAUGGAGUAUCAAAUAUAGCGCGUGCGUCUAUUCAUGCAGAAUAUGUUGACGUUGUUAUUGUUUGUGUACAUCAGGAAUGUAAUAGAUGAACUUAGGUUUUAAAAUUAUAUCGGCAUAAUUAUUGUUAUAAAUUAAUAAUCAUUAGACUUGUUGAGUAGCAGUGAGAAUUAAAAUAUUUAUUUAUUCCGUUAUAGUUUCCAUCUUACGGUUGCUGUAGCUACAUUACUUUAUCGGUGAUGAUUUAUUAUGUAAUUCUAAGUUGUUAAAAUGUAAAUCAAGCCAUAAUAAUUGAGAAUAUAUUCUUUUGAGAAA
Messenger RNA from Trichoplusia ni (cabbage looper), 2988 nucleotides. RefSeq names its product TLD domain-containing protein 2-like. NCBI's taxonomy places the organism in Eukaryota, Metazoa, Arthropoda, Insecta, Lepidoptera, Noctuidae. The coding region runs from base 279 to 1130 and encodes 283 amino acids. Gene Ontology annotation, biological process: response to oxidative stress. The record is from RefSeq and is a predicted model, not a curated record. The transcript is spliced from 6 exons. Gene Ontology annotation, cellular component: nucleus.